GGGUGGAGUAACGGCGGGAGGUGGAAAGCAGUGGGCGGAAGUGUAAAAAGCUAGGAAGGGCGAAAUCCCAGACUAGGGUCUUACACCAAGUCACCUGAAAAAUCCAAAAAAAAAACAGAAAAAAAAGAAGAAGAAAAAGAAAAAAAAAAAGAAAAAAAAAGGAGAGAUCUCUAGAGAGAGGGGAAAAGAAAAAGCACAAGGUUGAGAAAAUGGCAGGAGGAUCGUUUGCACCAACAGGGGAAGUGAAACACUAUGCAGGGAAGGUCACCGGCUUUGUGGUCAUCACUUGCAUUGUGGCUGCAUUUGGUGGGCUUAUCUUUGGAUAUGAUAUUGGAGUCUCAGGGGGAGUUACUUCCAUGGACGCGUUCUUGAAGCAAUUCUUCCCGCAAGUCUAUGCCAAGCAGCUCCAGGCCCAUGAGAACCAGUACUGCAAAUUCGACAGCGAACUGCUAACCAUGUUCACGUCAUCCCUGUACGUAGCUGGUCUGCUGGCAUCUUUCUUUGCCUCCUCAAUGACUCGUCUCUAUGGUCGACUCCCAUCAAUGCUCUUCGGUGGUGUCACAUUUCUUAUCGGUUCGGCCGUCAAUGGAGCUGCCAAGGACGUAACCAUGCUCAUCGUAGGUCGCGUGCUUUUGGGCGUUGGUGUUGGCUUCGCUAAUCAGUCUGUUCCGGUGUAUCUCUCUGAAAUGGCCCCUGCCAAGAUCAGAGGAGCGCUGAACAUGUGCUUCCAGUUAGCCAUCACCAUUGGCAUCUUUGCCGCCAACCUAGUGAACUAUGGCACCAGCAAAAUCAAUGGCGACUAUGGUUGGAGAAUUUCCCUUGCACUAGCAGCAGUACCAGCAAUCAUCAUGCUUGCUGGAGCCGUCUUCCUCCCCGAAACGCCCAACUCCCUCAUUGAACGCGGACAAGUAGAGAAGGCAAAGGCUAUAAUCCAGAAGAUCAGAGGAACUAGCGAAGUAGAAGAAGAGUUGCAGGACAUAAUCGACGCCAGCGAGGCAUCCAAGCAGGUGGCGCACCCAUGGGCCAACAUCCUUCAGAAGAAGUACAGGCCUCAGCUUGUGAUGGCCAUAGCCAUUCCCAUGUUCCAGCAGUUCACCGGCAUCAACAUCAUCAUGUUCUACGCUCCUGUGCUCUUCAAGACACUUGGAUUUGGAGACGAAGCCUCGCUUAUGUCCGCCGUGAUCUCUGGCCUCGUUAAUGUGCUCGCCACCUUCGUCUCGAUCGGCACCGUCGACAAGUUCGGCCGCAGGGCCUUGUUCCUCGAGGGCGGCGUCCAAAUGUUCAUCAGCCAGCUUCUGGUCGGCGUCGUCAUCGGCAAGACAUUCGGCACGUCCGGCACCGGGACAAUAACAAAGGGCUCGGCAAACUUCGUGCUCUUCUUGAUCUGUGCCUACGUUGCCGCCUUCGCCUGGUCAUGGGGCCCUCUCGGAUGGCUGGUUCCCAGCGAGAUAUUCCCAUUGGAGGUUCGGUCCGCAGGCCAGUGCAUCAAUGUGGCGGUGAACCUUCUUUUCACCUUCGUCAUAGCCCAGGUCUUCCUGUCCAUGCUCUGCCACCUCAAGUUCGGACUCUUCUUCUUCUUCGCCGGCUGGGUGCUCCUCAUGACCAUCUUCAUCUUCUUCUUCCUGCCGGAGACCAAGAACGUGCCGAUCGAAGAGAUGGAACUAAUAUGGAGGAAGCACUGGUUCUGGGGAAAGAUCAUUCCCCAGGAAGACGAUCGUGCUCAAUCAAAACCCAAACCUGCACAAAGCUGAUCCUCAGGUGCACAAGGAAGACGAUGGCGACGAAGAUCACGGUGUCUUAACAAUUCAUCUUUUAUCGGGUGGUUUAAUGAUCUAUAUGUAAAUGGUUGGUUGCCUUCAAAAUUGUGAAGAAUGGAAUAAGAACAUCAUGAAAAAUAUUCUAUUGGAGAAAAAAAGAGCCAAGUGUGAUGCAUGAGCGCGUGAUGUGAAUCCUUCUUCGGAUAAAAACGCAAAAAAAAAGCACAAACUAACACUAUUCAUUGGGGUGUCCUUUUGUAUUGAAGCAUGUUUGUG
Nymphaea colorata (pocket water lily) is the source of this 2033-nucleotide messenger RNA. Its product is annotated as sugar transport protein MST6-like. The transcript is spliced from 4 exons. Lineage: Eukaryota; Viridiplantae; Streptophyta; Magnoliopsida; Nymphaeales; Nymphaeaceae. Gene Ontology annotation, molecular function: monosaccharide transmembrane transporter activity. Bases 210 to 1751 code for a protein of 513 amino acids. Gene Ontology annotation, cellular component: membrane. The record is from RefSeq and is a predicted model, not a curated record. Gene Ontology annotation, biological process: monosaccharide transmembrane transport.